AUUUAUAUAUACAAUCAUAUCAUUAUGAUGCCAAUGUGAAUAGUUUUUCUUUCUCCAUAUUUUUUUCAGGAAGUAUAUUUACUUAUGUACCCUCUAACUAUAAAUCAAUUAUAUUGCUUCUAAUAAUGGCUAGUUCACUAAAGAGGUUUAUAUAUCAAAAUUAUUUUAUGAAAAGAAUUAAUUGUUGCUUGACAAUUCUUGCAAUAUUAUUUGUUUUCAUUAUGUUAAAAGGUUGGUUGAGAGAAGGAGAAGAUGAGUCCGUUGAAGCCUUAUAUGCCAAGGAUCCAGGCCUUUGCAACCAAAAUAUUCAGUCCCUUCACUUGCAGAUUCGGGAGCUGAAGGCACAGCUGCUAACAAAUGGGUUAUCUGUUCCUGAUACCUCUAACCUUCCCACCAUUUUCGUCAUCACACCAACCUACGCUCGACCCAACCAGCUGGCCGAGUUGAACAGGUUGCGCAAUGUGCUGCUGCACAUACCUCAAGUUUGGUGGCUGUUGGUAGAAGACAGGGAGGAGAAAAGUGAGCUUGUAAAAAAUUUCCUGACGCAUUCAGGAGUCCCACACACACACCUCCACCAGCCGACUCCACCUGAGUGGAAGGUCAAGGACAAGUCUCCUCGCUGGACAAAGCCACGAGGUGUGCUGCAACGCAAUGCUGCCCUUGACUGGCUGCGCAAAAAUGCUGAUCCUCAUCUCCCUGCCGUGGUUUACUUUGCUGAUGAUGACAAUUCCUACAGCAUCGAGCUCUUCCAGGAGAUGCGGUGGACGUCGCAAGUGUCGGUGUGGCCGGUGGGGCUGGUGGGGGGCGUGAUGGUAGAGCGCCCUCUGUGUCUCUGUCGCCAAGGUGUCGAGCCUGAUCAGGCCAGACCCAUGGUCACGGGGUGGCUGGUCGGCUGGAAACCUGAACGGCCUUUUCCCACCGACAUGGCAGGCUUUGCUGUUAAUUUACGUCUGCUACUUGACAAUCCUGAUGCCAGCUUCUCACUCGAGAGCGAGAUUGGCUUCAUGGAGACUGACUUUCUCAGUCGCAUCGUCACCAAAGAGGAGCUUGAGCCCAAAGCGGAAUGUUGUACCAAGGUAUUGGUGUGGCAUAUGAACGCCGUAAACCCGAACCUCAAGGAUGAAGUUCGACUUCGUCAGCUUGGAAGACAAACAGAUAUCGGGAUCGAUGUAUGAAAAAUGCUUCAUUGCUGCUGUGUUUUGCUACAUUUGUUGUUGCACUGGAAACAUUAAUGAAGUUAAGUCGUGUCCCAAAACAGUGCAAACUCGUUUAUUUUGUCUCAGUAAACCCUUAUCCGUCAGCCGUGAGUUUUGUUGUAGAUUUGGCUUUUAUUGAAGCUAUGCUUUCGUUUGUGAGACUAAUUUUUUUUAAUAUUAGUUGUGUUAAGAUUUCACAAGACAUAUUGGUCCUUUGCGAUAUGCCUGAUUCUUGUACCGGAGCCCGUGAGCAUAGAAGAAAUGAAAAUUCAAUGAUGUCAGAAAUUUUCUUUCAUAGCGCCUGUUGAUUGGAUGUUGAAAUAAUAAUUUACCUGCCGUCCAUUGUGAUGUUCAAUUUCGAGCAUAUGCUAUUAUGAGAAUUAAAUUCCAAUUAAGUUUUAACCAUUUGAAUUCCGAGAAGGCUAUAUAUGAUACAAGCCUCAAGGAGCUUAAUGCUUAUAAAUGGCUUUGCUAGAACGAAUUAUAUACGUGAUAGCAUAGACGAGACGUUGUGCUUCACUUGAUCCAUGAGAACCUGAGACUCCGGAACUUCAUUGUUAGUUUUAUGGCUGUAUUUGAGACGAAUCUGCCAGGAGUUAUCGAUCAAAAUAUUCAUCCAAGAACAUAAAAUUUCAUGGUUCUUGGCAAUAUCUAAUUGUGCAUAGAUCAAGAACUGACUUGUUUGAGACGUGUUGAUGCCAUCGAAUCUUGAAAAUCUUCCGUAAGCUUUUGAUCUGGAAGAUAUCUAGUUUUCUCUCUUCUCCCUUGGUUAGUUUCCAGUUCUCGCAUACGUAUAACAAAACUGAAAGAACCAAGCUCUUGAACAGGGAGGUUUUGGUCUUUCUGCUGAUGUUUCUGGCUUGCCAGAUGUUUGUUAGUCUUUUGAAUUGCGCGCUUGCCAUUGCCACUCGCCUCCUCACAUCCACUGUGCUCCCACCAUCCUUAGUGACGUUUGCACCCAGAUAUGUGAAGCUCUCCACUUCCUCCACCUCGCUCUCUCCAGCCCUCAGCCUGUUGUUGCUCCUGCUGCCGACCUUCAAUAUCUUGCAUUUCUUGGCAUUCAGUUUUAGCCCCACUUCUGCUGCAUUGCUCUCUAACCUGGUUGCUUUUUGCUGCUGGUUAUUCAUUGUUGCAUAGAUUGUUUAUCGUUAUUUAUUUACGAGGGAGGUACUUCUGCAGGCAAAUCAUUAUAUACAUCCAAUGUUUGUAUAAACGUUCAGGCACACGUUCCAUAUCAUGGCCAUAUGUGUUCAUAAUUGUGUAAAGCGAACGUGGGCUUGACUCAGCAAUAAUGCGCAUAGCUAUAUUUUUUUAUCUCUAAUUUUUGUACGCUUUUUUCCAUCAGGAUAAUCAUUUGUAUAUAGUAAGUCGAGUUGUCCGAGCAGCUCGUGAACAUGUGGCUAAAACCCAUGUUGAUGUCACAAAAAGUCCUCGUGGCAGUGGAAUGGCAAUUUCGUUACCAUCAUAUACUAUUACUUGUUAAAAUGCAAUCGCAAUCUCAUUACUUUCUUUAAGCGUACGUUAAUCGCCUGUUGGCUCGUUAUUAUAUAUUAUUAUUUCUCGCAACAAAACGAUCUUCGUCGUUCACAAUUUUCUUAUGCCAGCAUCUAGAGAGCAGAAGCAAGGGCUUUUUGAACAAUCAUAUUCCAAACACGUCAAUUUUCCACCAUUGGCGAGGAGCGUGCGGUUGGCGUGCGCUAUACCUCGCAGAUGGAAGCAAGAUGGCACAAUGCCAAUUAGUUUCAAUGAAGUAACACCGCAAUUUGAUUGACCUACCAUAUUUCCAAUACAAUCAUUUUUGAUGAUUUCCCCUGUUUUUUUCUGUAUCUUAUGAAAAUGACCGUGCUUCUGUCAAGCGCCAGUAUUUAAUUGAUUUUAUGUCCACGUCGAAAUGCAAUUCAACCUGAUUAAGAAAGGUUUCUGUGCCGACCAGCGAAUGAUUUAUCUGGCUAACAUUGCAAAGUUAAACAAUAUACUUCCUUUGUCGUUGAAUGGACGAAUGACUGCUUCCAAUCUCUAUGCGAAUUCUGAUUUUUCACAUUCUUCUUAAUUUUCAACUUCUAAAACCUAGAACUCAGAUUGUGGUAACAACAAGAAUAUGAAGGGCAUUGACCUUCGCUAAUCUGUUCAUUAGAUUUAUAUAAACCAGGUCCUUCCAUUACUUCACUCGAAUUUGUUGACACUAUUUGAUAAGAAUUUGUGUUCGUUUUAUAAACAUUUCAUAGUUAAUACUAAUCAUUUCAACGUGAUUACUUACAAAUACGUCGAUAAAUGGAAUUUUAUUACAUUGUUGAAUCUUUUUGACAUAUUAAUAAUCAAACUUCUAUCUUAUUGAAAGAAAUUAUUUGUACAGAAGCAGGACUACGCUCAUGACGUAUUCGAAUGAUUGAGGUUGAAGCAUGUACGUGGCUGAAAGACUUCGCUCAUGGCGUGUUAUGAUAAUAGAAGUUGAAGGCAUGUACAUGAACUGCAUCAUCGUUGUUGAAGCAUACGGUCUAAAAAAAACUUGAACAUUAAAAUGUUAUAUUUUCACGCAGAUUUUCAACUGAUUCAACAACAUAGUCUUCUGUAAAUAA
Hyalella azteca is the source of this 3772-nucleotide messenger RNA. RefSeq names its product galactosylgalactosylxylosylprotein 3-beta-glucuronosyltransferase I (gene GlcAT-I). Gene Ontology annotation, molecular function: galactosylgalactosylxylosylprotein 3-beta-glucuronosyltransferase activity. The coding region runs from base 126 to 1175 and encodes 349 amino acids. Gene Ontology annotation, biological process: carbohydrate metabolic process; chondroitin sulfate proteoglycan biosynthetic process. The record is from RefSeq and is a predicted model, not a curated record. The transcript has 7 exons. Lineage: Eukaryota; Metazoa; Arthropoda; Malacostraca; Amphipoda; Hyalellidae. Gene Ontology annotation, cellular component: Golgi membrane.